AUGGGUUCUCGAGGCAUCACCGUCCUCAAAUUUGUCGGGACUGUCUCCCUCGGUUUACUGACUGGCCUCUCCUUCUCUCUGUCUACCGUUACCGUUCCCACCCUUCUGACGCUGCCUUCCGCCCGAACGGCCUCCAAGGCAUUCUUGAGCCUCUCUGACGCUGCUUCCUCCCAUCUGCGCUCCCUCUCUGGCAUCGCCACCUCGGCCUUUCUGCUCGCUUUCCUGCUGUCUCCCCGCCAUAUCCGCCAUCCGUACCUGCUGUACACCUCCCUGCUCGUCCUCAGCGGCCGGCUGGUUACGGAUGACCGUCUGACACCCUACAUCUUCUCUACUCCGACUGCUGCUAGUGCUGCUGUCGCUUCGUCGCCGCUUGUCAAGCCCGCCAAACACCGCAGUACGCCGGCACACAUGGAGGCCAGCUACGAGGUGCUGGGCGCCCACACCACCGGCUCCGUGGCCGGCUCUGUGGCCGGCUCUGUGUCCGAUUCACACAGCGACGGUGCCAUGUCGGACGGCGAGCUGCCCGCCACUGCCGCCUCGACAACGGCCUCGGCCACGGCAGACAGCGCUGUCAACGGCGAGGAGGUGCGUGCUGACGUCGAGGUCUUCCUCAAGAAGCAGAUCGCACGCACCGUGAUCAGCGGCCUGGCCUUUUCUAUUGCUGUUAUCGGCAUCUGGGGCGACGGGUUGCUCCCGGCUGCGUAG
Grosmannia clavigera kw1407 is the source of this 705-nucleotide messenger RNA. RefSeq lists its product as uncharacterized. Gene Ontology annotation, cellular component: mitochondrion. Gene Ontology annotation, biological process: autophagy of mitochondrion. Lineage: Eukaryota; Fungi; Ascomycota; Sordariomycetes; Ophiostomatales; Ophiostomataceae. The transcript is spliced from 2 exons. The coding region runs from base 1 to 705 and encodes 234 amino acids. The record is from RefSeq and is a predicted model, not a curated record.